UUUUUUUCCUAAUUUUUUGCAGACAACGUCGAUCGAUCUGUGUCGUCACUGAAUCCGUCCUGUGCACAUAAACCUAUAAUUGUCGUCAUUAUUUCACGACAAAUUCGUGCAAUUAACGCUUCCGACUAAAACCGCAGAUCGAUCCGCCGGAAAGUCUUCGUGUCGUUGUACACACGUCUUCUUGAGAGUCACUGUUUGUCCUUUUCAUCUUACGAAACAAAACGAAACAAGAAAACAUCGUAACCGAGAUGGCAACCCUGGAUCCGACUGGACUUUACUGAAGAAAACAACUGGAAAUAAAAAGGAGAAAGACCGUGAAUUCCUGGAUCUUCUGCCAGAAGUUCUUGGGGUUAUUAUUAUUUUUUCUUGAGUCGCGCAACAAAACCACGAUUUCUUUUUCUCCUGCCGACGAAAGAAGAAAAACUGGGGGUUGAAUAAUGGCAUACAGUUCAACCGACAUCGCUCACCGAACCUCUCCUGAACCUUCAUCAACAGCAAGUUGGAGCAGACAGAGAAGCGGGAAAAAAGACCCCCUUGACCCGACAGGCCUUUACCGACACACCUGCAACACAUGGCGGGGAUCACGGGGUGUCGACGGUCGUCGUCGUCGUCGUGUAGCGAGGGUUGCUAUACGGUAUCGGGCGGCGCGUCCCGCCGCAGCCGCCGCCGCGCGAGUUAUGUCACGUCGGACCUCGCAGCACGUGCCCGACCAUCAGGUGGUCGCCGGGGAGGGCGACUGGCGGACAGGCGACCGGAGACAUGCGGAGUCUAAAAAUGGGAGUGAUGACUAUAAAAACAUUGUGUUCGAGAAGUGCGUGAUGAUACAAGAUAGAAUGAGGGAGAGGGACGUGACCUUACACGCCAGGGUGAACGAGAUAUCCAAAAGAUGA
Molecule: messenger RNA, 890 nt
Organism: Notodromas monacha
Lineage: Eukaryota; Metazoa; Arthropoda; Ostracoda; Podocopida; Cyprididae
Source: the annotation of a GenBank genome assembly